AUGUCGACCCUAGCAGAAUUCAAGGACUGGAAGCGUGAACUGCUCUUACACGGACACUUCUCUGACAUGGAGAUCAUCUGUCAAGGUGUUACCUUCAAAGCUCACCGGGCUAUCGUCUGCACUCAGUCACCAUUCUUCAACAGUGCAUUCUCUCGCGGAUUCAAGGAAACCACCGAAAAAGUCAUCGAGAUACAGGACGAUACUCCAGACACAAUCGCCUGCGUCAUGUCCUACCUCUACAUCGGAGACUAUGAUGACGGUGGAAAUGAGCUACGAUCCCGUGCUCCAGAUCCUGUCCCCUUCAAUCGUCCGUCCGUCGCAGCCAGCCCUGAGGACAAACCAGGCGACGCAGAGCUUAUGAAACAAGUUGCCUUGAUGAACAUUCGGGUCUUCGUCACCGCAGAUAAAUUCGGAAUUCUCCCAUUGAAGACCCUGGCAAUGCAGAAGUUCUCUCCCUGGGCAUGUCUCAAUUGGGAUUCCCCCAUGUUCCCCGAAAUCGCCGAAGCCGUCAUGACAAAAGUCCCUGCCCAUGAACCAGGCCUUCGAGUGAUCCUCGCCAGGACAAUCGCAAAGCACAUUCUGGAACUGGCCCGCAAGCCGGCGAUAAUGAGCCUCCUGAACUCGUUCGGAUCCCUUUCAACACUUGUCAUUGCGGGACUCAUUCGUGAUGGACGAAUCCAGGAAGAACGGGACCCUCUGGAAGAAUUUGCUUGGAGAUUCCACGCAACCCGUUACUGUCUCGAGUGUUCAGCAAAGCUCAGUGUGGACCCGGGAAAUGCAGAGUUUCAUGCGAAGAAUUUCCACUGUGCGGACUGUCUGGCUCGACGUAGAUGA
Penicillium daleae is the source of this 834-nucleotide messenger RNA. Its product is annotated as BTB/POZ domain-containing protein. The coding region runs from base 1 to 834 and encodes 277 amino acids. Gene Ontology annotation, molecular function: protein binding. Lineage: Eukaryota; Fungi; Ascomycota; Eurotiomycetes; Eurotiales; Aspergillaceae. The record is from RefSeq and is a predicted model, not a curated record. The transcript has 2 exons.